AUGGACGCGCUCGACGCGCGCGUCGAGGACGGCGUCGCGUUGACGCAAAUCGCGCUCAACGGGAACGGGAAGCUCCUCUUCAACGACCGCCCGAGCCGCGCGCACGUCGUCGCGCUGUGCGACGCGCUCGCGACCGACGACGUCGUGGAGAGGCUGGACUUGUCGUACAACUUCAUCGACGACGACGGCGCGGUCGCGAUCGCGAGGAUGCUGCGGAGGAACCGCACGCUCACCGAGCUGGAUUUGCGAGGGAACGACGUCGGACCGGCGGGCGCUGCCGCGCUGGCGGAAGCGCUCGCGGGGGUGCCGUGGGUGGAGGAGGAGGAGGAGGAGGAGGAGGGUGCCGAGGGUGCCGACGACGCGGUGGAAGAGGACGGCGCGGAAGAAGAACCGGCCGCCGAGGCGGCGGCGGCGGACGAGAACGAGGACCCCGCGGCUGCGGCGGCGGCGGCUGAAGCGGAACCGCCCGCGAAACCGUCGCCGCCGCCGGUCGCCGGCUGCUCGCUCGUGACCCUGAACCUCGCCGGGAACCCCCUCGGCGUGGACGGCGGCGUCGCGAUCGGCGAGUCGCUCCGUUCGAACACCACGCUGAUCGACCUCAACCUGAACGACUGCUCGCUCGACGCGAAGGCGUUGAUCGCCGUGCUCACCGCGGUGAACGAGUCCAACGCGACGCUGCGACGUUUAUCGCUCGAGAACCCGCGGAUAUUCAGCGAACAAGAGGAGCACGCGUGGCACGCCGCGCGCAUGCUCGCGGUGAAUAAAACGCUGAAGAGCCUGAGAUGCGGGAAAUGGAAAAUCUACUCCACCGGCGUGGAGGUUCUCGCCGGGUACGGCGUCUGCGUGAACGAAUCCUUGGAAGUCCUCGACCUUCGGUGUAACAAAAUUUGCGAAGUCGGCGGCGCGUUCCUCGCGCGUAUCAUACGCGACAACGAAGGCCUGCGACGGAUCGGGCUCGACGCGAACGCGCUGAGGGACAACGGCGCGAUCGCGAUCGCGGACGCGAUGCCGGAGUGCGCGUCCGUCGCCGAGUUCGAUCUGCGGUCGAACGGGAUCGAAGACGCAGGGCUCUGCGCGCUCGCGAGGGGCGUCGCCGGCAUGCCGAGCCCGCCGGCGGAGGUUUUGUUGUGGGGGAAUCACUUCGCGGAGGCGUCGAGCAUCGCGUGGAGGGACGUUUUGGAGUAUCACGACAUCGUAACGGACGUGACGUUUCGGGUCGUGGACGGGGAGCUGCAGGCCGCGCGGGUGGAGCCGCCGGCGCCGAGUCGCGAGAGCUGGGGGUUGACGUGA
Micromonas pusilla CCMP1545 is the source of this 1290-nucleotide messenger RNA. RefSeq lists its product as uncharacterized. The coding region runs from base 1 to 1290 and encodes 429 amino acids. The record is from RefSeq and is a predicted model, not a curated record. The transcript has a single exon. Lineage: Eukaryota; Viridiplantae; Chlorophyta; Mamiellophyceae; Mamiellales; Mamiellaceae. Gene Ontology annotation, molecular function: protein binding.